GCGGAAGAGCAGAGCAGGCGAGAGAUACAGAAUCCCGAGUUCGUGUAAGUUCUCUGCACUCCCAUUAGGGCUUUUGCUGUCCCUUCUCAGACCAAUCUCGAAGGUGGAGGAGAGAGAAUGGCGAGUUACAGGGCGGAGGACGACUAUGACUACUUGUUUAAGCUUGUGCUGAUCGGUGAUUCCGGUGUCGGCAAGUCUAAUCUUCUCUCUCGGUUCACGAGGAAUGAGUUCAACCUGGAAUCCAAAUCCACCAUCGGUGUGGAGUUCGCCACCAAGAGCUUGAAUGUCGACGGCAAGAUUAUUAAGGCUCAAAUUUGGGACACUGCCGGUCAGGAAAGGUAUCGCGCCAUUACAAGUGCUUAUUAUCGCGGAGCUGUGGGUGCAUUACUUGUGUUUGAUGUCACCCGUCGUGCAACAUUUGAGAACAUUGUACGUUGGCUGAGGGAAUUAAGGGAGCAUACAGAUCCAAACAUCGUCGUUAUGCUCGUCGGGAACAAGUCUGACCUCCGUCAUCUCGUCGCAGUAUCAACCGAUGAUGGCAAAGCAUUGGCGGAGAGGGAGUCGCUGUUCUUCAUGGAGACAUCUGCUCUCGAGUCCACCAAUGUGGAGAAUGCGUUUUCUGAGGUUUUGACACAAAUCUAUCGAAUUGUGAGCAGAAGACCAGUCGAAGCUGGGGAAGAUGCAGCAUCUGCUGUUCCAAGCAAAGGUGAGAGAAUUGAUAUUAAUGAUGAUUCUUCUAGAAAGAGAUUUGGAUGUUGUUCUAAUUAGGUUGGAGCUGAACAGACGGAAAUUUGCAGGUAACCUGUUAAGUAUUCUAAUCACGAAAGCUAUAGAUGUUCUAGUUUCAUUGCAUUAUUUGUUUCAUCUGGCAAGAAAUUAUAAUAGAUGCAGAUUUUAUUUUGAUAGACCAAUUUGAAAGGCCUGCUGCUGUGUUGGAAAUUUGGCCUAUGGAGUUUAUUAUUGUAUGCAAAUUUCUGUUUCGAGCCAGAUGAGUAUGAAAUUUAUUUCACUUUAUUGUUUUUUGGCUUAAUCUGCUUCACUUUUA
This is a messenger RNA of Phalaenopsis equestris, 1045 nucleotides long. RefSeq names its product ras-related protein RIC2-like. Gene Ontology annotation, cellular component: endosome. The transcript is spliced from 2 exons. Gene Ontology annotation, molecular function: GTPase activity; GTP binding. The record is from RefSeq and is a predicted model, not a curated record. NCBI's taxonomy places the organism in Eukaryota, Viridiplantae, Streptophyta, Magnoliopsida, Asparagales, Orchidaceae. The coding region runs from base 118 to 768 and encodes 216 amino acids.